UCUGUCCACAUGACGUACUUCACGCGCUAGUAAUAAAUAGUGGACACGGUUGACAUUUUGCGAGCAGGUUCGAAGCUGAGGACUGGAAGAUUCGCCAUGAACAUCAUUUUACCCUACGUUAUCCCAAUGUUACUGGGAAGAACGUUCAACAUCACUUCGGACAAAGUCGGCACAGAUAUCUUUCCAGCGGGAUUCCAACCAACUAGUAUAAACAAACAGCGCACAACCAGUUCUCAUAAGAUGGUAGAAACUAGUCGGCAAGCAAGAGAUUUCUUAAAUGUCGGCGGGGAAUUGUCACUGAAAAUAAAGAGCGGAAUGCUCAGUAUUAAGGGAUCUGGAGAAUAUCUGAAAGACGAGCAAUCCAGGUCAAAGAGAAUUGAAGUUCUUACUAAGGUCCACUUUGAAACGGUCACCGAGACCAUCCCAUCGUCACUGCGUCCUGUACGAGGAUGGACACUUAAGGGCCCCCAGUCCCUGGGGUCGCACUACGUAAGAAGUAUAACGUACGGUGGGGAGUUGGUGGCAUCCCUUAUCUUCACUGCUGAAACGACCCAAGAAUACCAGAAAAUCAAAGCUGCUUUAAGUGUAGGGAUCCCGAUUUACGGACCGUUUGGUCUUGACGUCGAAGGUGACUUUGGCAGAACAGUGAAGGAAAUGAAAGACAAAACCACACUCGAUAUCAAAUACUUUGCAAAUGUUCCCGUAGAUAUCGUUCCCACCGACAUGGACUCUUUCGGAAAACUUGUCGAGAGAUUCCCAGACAUGGUAAGAUGGAUUUUUGAGCUAAAGGUAAAGAAGGUUAAUAAUGGAAAAGGAGUGCCUGUUCGUGCCGAACUUGUACCUCUUCACUCGCUCAGUUCGAAAUAUAUAGACUACCUCGUUGACGGGUCUCUACGGAGCGAGCUAGACUCCAUAGAACUGCGAUUUGAUGAUCUCCGCGGGGCCAGUGCAGCUAUGAGAGACUGGUUGUCCCGACUGCCUUCCGUAACUGCCGCGCAAGAGCAAGAGAUAGCUGCAUUUGACAAGAAAGUGAAUGACAUUUUAGAGGUUUUCUAUGAUGUCAUAGCGAAAAUGGAUCUGUCGCAGCAAUCCGGUCGGAGAGCUCAGUUCGAUCCGGCCUAUAAUGCGUAUAACGCAGGCGGGUUUGGCAUUCCCGGAACCUACAUGCGACAAUGGAAUAGCAUCAGAAGUAGAAUUGAAACUGGAAAUGUUAUUGUUGGGAAAUAAAGAGAAGCCAACCUCAGUCCACAUGAUGAGCACACAAAAAAGUGAAUAUUAUCAUUCCAUUGAAAAAAAUUGUAUUUGACAUUCUGUUUUUAGAAGGUUUAUUUUGCCAAUAAAAUGAUGCGUGUCCAUAUUUAAUAUAUUUCUGCCCUCUCUGUUGAAGUGGUCUUUAUUUUAAUUCACGCCUUUCUAAUAUUUUUUCAAUUUUUUUUUGUUUGUUUCUUUUAUUUAUAGCCAUAUUUACAAGUAUGGUCUGAUCAAUAUGUAUGAAUAUGUAUGGACUACUAUAACAUACAUAAAUGUAUGUCGACCUACAUGUAUAUUGUCCCUAACGAAAGUAAACGGAAUGUCAGAAUUGCUUUAAAUUGUAAUACUUACAGUGUAUCUUUCAAUUACUUUAAGAAUUACUUUAAGUGAUCAGUUGAUCUUAAGUUACAUAUCUUUAAUGGCAAACAAAAAUUAACAACGAUCGCCUGAGUAUCAUGUAAUAAGACUUCCCGGAAUGGAUAAGAUCGCUCCGGCUAUUUCAGCAUCAACAUAAUUUUAAAAAAUCACUCCCUAGAGAGUGUGCUUGUGACCAUGACCUUGCCCUUCAAGAGAAGCUACGUUCUUAGCUGAAUAAAUUAACUUUUUAUGUUUAUGUUUUGGUGUUUUAAAAGAAAAUCAUAAUUCAGGUAAACUAUUACUUGUGGUGUGAUGAGAA
Lingula anatina is the source of this 1927-nucleotide messenger RNA. RefSeq lists its product as uncharacterized. The record is from RefSeq and is a predicted model, not a curated record. Lineage: Eukaryota; Metazoa; Brachiopoda; Lingulata; Lingulida; Lingulidae.